Messenger RNA from Strigops habroptila (Kakapo), 6020 nucleotides. It is a transcript of the gene LRRC56, whose product is annotated as leucine rich repeat containing 56. The record is from RefSeq and is a predicted model, not a curated record. Lineage: Eukaryota; Metazoa; Chordata; Aves; Psittaciformes; Psittacidae. Bases 172 to 2169 code for a protein of 665 amino acids. Gene Ontology annotation, molecular function: protein binding. The transcript is spliced from 14 exons.
CCUUGGCCGAGCGCCGUCGCGGCCGCGGUUGCCGGGUGACGGUCGGUCUCGGCGUGCCCCAGCGGCCCCGGCCCCGGCCCCGCUGGUAGCAGGAUAUGGAGCAACCAAAUGAGAAGUUGCACUGAGUCUCUCUGUUCAAGAUAGAUGGAGAUGAAUAGCUGUGACUAGUAAAUGAAAAUCUGCACAGGAGAGGAAUGGGAAAUAAUGCCAAACAGCAGUGGCAUUGAAAGAAAAGAGAAUAUUGAGAUGGACCUGAAGUGGAAUCCUGGCAGAGUUUCUCAUCUGGACUCAGCUGCAGACCGAGUGACUGAUUUGAGUUGGCGAGGCAACCUAAAUCCCAGUCCACUGAUUAAAGAUGAUGGAGAGCUACUUGUGGAUGAAUACCUUUCCCCCAGGAAACUGAAAAUUUUGACAGGGGUAGAUGAUCUGCAGCAAGUGAAUGCCCUAGAGAUGCGAGUAGAUACAACAGAGAACAGCUUGGGGAACUUUGGUGCCUAUCUACCUAAUCUGAGAGAACUGAAGUUGAACAAUAGCUUGCUUGUGUCUGUGAGGGAUCUUGGAACCACAUUGUCCCAUCUCUACAUCCUGUGGAUGACUCACUGUGGGCUCCCAGAUUUAGAUGGGAUCUCCUCCUGCAACUCUCUAAGAGAACUCUACAUAGCCUAUAACAAUAUCUCUGAGCUGAGCCAGCUGCCCUGGCUGGAUCACCUUGAAGUUUUGGACCUGGAAGGUAACAAUAUUGAGGACAUCAACCAGAUGCAGUACCUGGGACUUUGUUGCAAGUUGAGCCGCUUGACAGUGGAGGGCAACCCUAUUUGUCUGAAGCCAAAUGCAGAAUCUACAGAGGAACCAGAUUAUAAUUACAGAGCUGAAGUAAAAAAACUCAUUCCCCACUUGGAGUAUUUGGACGAAAUAGCAGCAAGCCAGACUGCUCUCCUUCCUUCCAAUAAGAUGCAUGAGGAUUGGCUAAUCAUCAAGGAAUCCAUCAAGGAAGGUGGUUUAGCUGGAGACAUCUCAUGGUUAGAUCCAUGUCUUGGGGCAGUAGCAAGGCAGUCUAGAUGCAGCCCAAGACCCUCAACAACUUCCAGACCUGGCACUACACAAUCAUGUGCUCAUGCAGGGAGAUCUAGCAGUGCCUGCCUCUUGUAUGGCGACUGUCCUCUUCCAGAUCCCACUGUUUCUGAUGAGCCGUUCACAGAAGACGGCUCCAGUGAUUUGAUACAUGGACUCAGUCAAGUUACAUGUGGGAACCACACCGAGGCUAUUUGUGCAAGGAGGCAAAAGCUAGGUCCACCUGCAGUGAGCUCUUUGAAACUGUGUGGUCUGAGGACAGAAAACCUUUACAGCUCUGCAGGAGGAGGAAGUCUGCACCAGGAAGAUGUGUUCUCUGAACUGAGCACCAAGAGAGAACAGCAAAAGAGAUGCCUGCAAAGAGGACAGCAAGAAAAAGUUACCCAACCACUGAAGAUAACUCUUAGUGAUGAGGAAGAGGGUGAAGACUGCAGCCUGACUGACAGCUGGGAAGGUGCAUUGAGUGAGACCUCUGAUAAGGACCUCAUUGAAAGGAUUUCACUUGAUUCUUCUGGCCUCUCCUGUCUCUCCCAGUCUUCCUCAGGUUCGUCACAGGCUCAGGAAGGUGCAGUGUUCUCCAACCCAAACCACUGCCUAAUUCCAUCCCCUCCAAAAACCCCUUCACCUGCAUCUGUAACAGGUGUUGCAGCAAGACCCUGGAAAAAAAGGAACCACAGGAUAAGAUGCCUAAAAAUACCCAGCCAAGAGGAGAGGCAGUGGAUACAGCACUGCCAGCCAAGGGCUCAUCAAGAAACUUCAGCCCAGCUUCUGGGCAAGAAAUUUGCUCUUCUGAGCCAGCACAGCAUGCCGGCUGCCUCUGGAUCUCGAGGGCAGCACCAACCUGCUGGGAGCAAUGGCCAGCAAAGGCCUAUUUCAGUACCAACAGCUGUUGGAUCAACAAGCAUCAGGCCCAUCGUGGAUGAGAGCCCUCCUGGAGAGAACAACCACCACCAGCCAGCUGCCUGCUCAUCCACAAAAGCCUCACAAAGGUCUGGGCUGAUGAACACUGCUUGGCCCCUGACUGCCAGGGCCAUGCUGCAGCCACUGCCACACAGACCCACUUCCUCAAUAUCUCAGAAGAGAAGUCCCCAGUCCUAGAAGAUACCUAGGUGGCAGCAUGUGUUGGAUCCACUUACACAGCACAGUCUCGAAGGAUUGAUGCUAUCUUCUUUCAGCUUCUUCUGCAAGCUAAAUGCAGAGCUGUGCAAGUAGAGCAGUUCAAACAAAUGACAUGAUUUGCCUUAAUUAAGGCUACAGCUGGUCCAGAACUGCUUUCUUUAAAGAGCACCCGCUGAUCAACAGAAGAGCUAAUCAACCUCUUAUUAUAGACAAACAUGGUUAUUUUUGCAGCCUUCAUGCACUAAAACAGAACAAGUCCUAGUGUAUUUCCUCUCAUCCACACUAUGCUCUGCUCUGUGAGUCAGGCAGGGACACUGAACCAAGCAGAGCAUGGAGCUUGCAGUUUGUGGUGUAGAGUGGGCUGGAGGAGAUGAGGGUCACAGAGCAUUCCCUCUCACUCCUAUACCCCCGAUCUAGCAGCAUCCCACAAUGUGUCUUAUGCAGCCCUGGAUGUUUAACGUGUAAGGGACAAAGCCAAGGGCUUGAGAGGAAGCGAUGUCUGGAGCAGGUUGUAAGGAGAGGGUGCAUGGCCUGAGGAAGAGCCCAGGAAGGCCGCGUGUUUUCAGAGCUUAUGCCCCCACAGCAGCUCACCCAUUCGCAGGCAUCUGAGGAUCUUGUUGCCUACAUUGCUAUGGGAGAUAAUGCUGACUAGGUGGCUUCCAAUAUUAACAGGUUUGUUGGCUCCAUAGCUACCUGGAAGGAUUUAUCUUGCUUCCUAUGGAUAGAUGCACACUGGAAUGUCAUUAGCAUGUAAGCAGGUGUCAAGAGCGUCCUCUGCAUGUGCCUUUAGAGUCAGGCAUCCCAUCUCUAGCUUUCUAGACCAAAUAGACUUUCUAAUUUCAUAUGACCGAAUAAUUUUAAGUAGUGCUGCAGCAAAGACAAGGCAGGGAAGCAAGGGAAUAAUCUCUUCUUUUUUUUUUUUUUUUCAGUAGGGCAUUUGUUUUAUAUUUGUGAGAUUCAAAACAUUGAUUUUAGUGACUGCAGACUGAGAUGCUUAUCCAAAUGACUGUGCCUUAAAACUUCAUUGAUGUUGCAGUCUGAAAUCAUGCAUCAUCAUAUUUUUUUCCAGUUUAAAUUACUGUGUUAGAUAUAUAUUUUUAAAUUGGUUGAUAAACAGUAAUUACAUGAUAGGUUAAUGAAUUGGUUUAUGUCUUCUUUCUGCUGGUCAGCUUAACAUAGAAGAGCAGAAUAAGAGAAAAGCCCAAAACUUUGUCUCAUCAUGGUUAUACUUGUACCAAUUUUUCCUACAAAAUAGUCUGGAGCUUUAAGCUGAUUUGUCCAGUUUUGGCAAGUCCUAGAGGAAAUCAUCCAUCAAAAAUCAUUAAAACCUAUGAGGUGUGUGAUUCUGUGCAAUACUGUGGGUGCAGGCAGGAUUUCCUGUCAGAUGUCGCCCAGCGCCAGUGCCUGUGUCCUUAAACAGGCUCCUAAAAUUCACUUUUUGCCAGUGUCGCUGACCAUGACCACCACCAAAACACAAAAAUCUGACCUUGUAAAAGAAAGAAGGAAAUGGCAGCAUAGUUAUCAGAAAUGCUCUGUGCUCCCUCCUCCUGCUUGAGGUCUGCAGGCCUCACUGACCAUCAGCACUGGUGACAAUCAGGCCCUUCUCUAUAGCCAGGGUCAUAUCAGUGGGUGAUGGAUAGAGCUGUCUUCUCCAAAUAUUCGAAGCCAGCUUCUCAAUUUGCAUCUUUCAUUUCCAAGGGGUGGAGAGGAAAAAAGAAGGCAUAAGUGAUUUUUUUGUGAGAGGAAACGGGCAGCUAGAUGGGUCUGCAUGUGUGCAUCUGCAGAUGCAAAACCCUGGGUACAGAUCUGGAAAGUACUCUCAAAAGCUCCUGUGAGCUUGUCUCAUGGCAAACACAACUUGGCUCUGUAUGUGCAUGGGGCAAGAUGCUUCUCUGUGGUGGUGGAAAGGGCUUGCAGAAAGGGUCAGGGGAAAAGCUCUCCCCUCACGCGUGGGAAGAGUGACUGAGGGCUUCAUCAAAACCAUUUAAUACAGGAUUUCCUCUCUCAGAUGGAACUUGCACUUAGGAUGCCCAACGCUUCUUGGGGAGGCAUGCUCAGUCUCGAGCUGCAUUGCUGCCUAGAGAUAUCUGGGCUCCUAUGCUCAGCAAAGUGACAAUGCUUAGAUCUUGCGCAUUGCUCUCCCAAAAUGGAUCUCCAGCUGUGUUACCAGAGCAGAGACUGGUUUUGGGCAUACAGAGAGGAAGGUGAAGCAACUUGGCAGGAGAGCAGUGGCAUCAGUAGGAAUCUGACUUCCCUUGAUCAGGCACACAUCUUCUUAAUAGUUUUGGUGAUUGGGAAUGGGGGAAGACUCAUUAGUUCUCAGCACAUGAAAGCUUAGCAGGUAGCAGAGCCAAGCAUUGGUGGACAGCUCUGUCCAAGGCUUCAGUUUUUGUGUACCACAUUUGUUGUGUGCUUUCUGGGUGAUCUGACCUGCUGAGUAGUAUGUGCAAGAGUGCGUGCUCUGAAGCUAAACGCAUAGCAUGACUCAGCGGCAGGCUGUCAUGCUUGGAGCAGCAGGGAGGCUUGUUAAGAGAGCAAGCUUGUGAUCACAGCCAGACCCGAUGGCUGGAAGAAGGGCUGGUUGCCUCCUCUGCCAGUAGUGGGUGCACCUCAAGGCUGCCAUGCUGUUGUCUGUUGCAGUUUCCAGGACAAGCAAAAUAAAUAAAGCUGUUGCAGAUCAGAUCUGCACAGCUGUAACAGAUCCACAGAGGAAAUUGUUGCUCUGAUUUUAGCCUCUGCUCAUCCACCUUACACCCUUUUCAUCUAGAAAAUGUAAAAAGCCAGCCAGGGCUUUAUGGGCUUAUUAGGAAAUGUCGGGCAUGAUGGGCUACCCAGGAAUUCUGUUCUCUUGGCCCAAAAAGGAAAUAUAUGGGGACUUUCAUUGUGAGUUUUCUUGUCACUGUUUCCUCUGCUAAAAUCCUGUGUUGGUCUAUUGAAUAUGGACAAAGUCCUUUAAUGAAUUAGCUUAUUCCUAUCCCCGCCUUUGUAUACUCAAAUGAUAUUUAUCUCGAUAGGAUCCUUGCUUUUGGUUGGAUGCAACUAGUUUCACAUGCACAUUACCAGGGUCCCAUCCCCUCAUUCUUGUAAGGAGCUGCUGAUGGCUUUAAGUAUCUCACUGUCUUAAUGGGAUUUGCUCCCAGCUGCCAAAUUGAUAUCUAGUGUGGAAGCAGGAGAGAGGGGUGAGAACUACUCCCCCCCCACAGUCCCCCCCCAGCUAUUAAUAAAUCAGCACUGCAGGGAAGUGCUUUCUGCCAGGAGCUGAGUCUCAUCAGCACAUGCUGCUAAGGGAGGGGGUGGUUAGCUGGGGCAGCUGCCCUGCAGGGAGCAGGGCUAGCAGCAAAGGGAUGUGGUCCGAAGUGACACUGCUGUGGCGUUAGCAGAAGCACGGUCCAUCCAGGAGGCCUCUCAGCCUCUUAGCUGAUGUCCUGCGAGCCCCUCUGCUGGAGUGGCUGGUGAUGCCCUUCAUACUGAAAGGCUCCACUCAGCCAGAGCUUUAGAAAAUACAGAAGUGUGGAUCUGCAUGCCAGCCAGUCAGUUACUGCAGCGUCUAAAAACCCUUUUUUCUCCUGAAGGGAGCAUGGCUGGGACAGCAUCCCACCCAAACGGGCUCUGACCUGUCCCCCAAACAAAGCAUCCACCACUGACUCUCCCCAUUGCCAUCAGGAACCUUGCUGUGCCUGCGCAUCCCCAGCUAGAGUUCAGCCUGAUUGUGCUAAAAUUAAGGGAGUAAUUGAGAUGAUUUUUUAAGCAUGUCAGGGGGUGAUGGCCUUGCAACAGGAUGCUCCCGCAUGGCACAGUGUAAACCAGAAAAUAAAAUGUUGGACUCCUGG